AUAAGUAUUUGUAUAUAAUUAAUAAAUAAUUGUUAUAAGAAAUAUAUAUAUAUAAUAUUCUAUUCAAUUGUAAAUGGCUGCUCUGGCUCCACCUGUCAUAUCGCUGUUAGCAGUUUAGUAUAUUAUAUACUGUCUGUGAGACAAACAUAAGCUGAGAGAAAGAAAUUACAUGAACUUUCUAUCAAUCGCUAUGCUUAUUAUUAGAAAAUUGUUUGAUAUUUUUAUUGUUGAAAAUUGAUAGAUUCGAUAAACUAGGUAAUUAAAGAUAUUAAUUAGGCGUUAUAUAUAAUCACAUGAGUUACCUUCAUAAAACGGUUCUCGUCACAUAUAUACAUGUAUAAAUUAUUAUAUAAAUUAAAAUGAUAUAUUAUUCUACGAGAAUAUCGCGGAAUUUAAGAUAUUUAAGAUGGUUAUCAUAUCUUGGCGCGCUCGCGCAUUCAGCUUCUGAUUCAUAGGCCGGUAUUCAUAGCCAGUUCUUAUUUCAAGACCGUCUUAAGUAAUGUCUUAAGAUGCUAAUACGGCUCUGUGAUUGGUUAAGGACAUCUUAAGAUUGUGCUUAAGACGGUCUUAAAUAUAAGAAUUGACUAUGAAUACCGGCCAUAGAGUGCGUUCGAGAUGACGCUAUUAGUGCACUCUAUCCUUGUUCAACUUUCACAAAAUAGAAUGAGGCUAUAGCGCUAGCGCCUCCUCGAACACACCCAUAUUCAUACGUGGCGAAUCGGAUUGCGUAACACACGCUACAGCUGAUGAAAGUUAGGUUAGGUCAGGUGUCAGGUUAUGGUUGGAUAACUUUUCGACACUUUUCGGAUCGUAUAUACUCGUGACUCGUCGUCCAUCGUCGUCUUUCCGUGAUUGUCACAAGAAUGGUGCUCUCGUUCACAGGAUUGCCGUCCUUGAGACGUUUACUGUUGCUCCUUUUACAAUGUUCCUUAUGUCGCCGCGCAAUGGUGAGCAAGUUUUGGUGCCAUGAGAUUGGACGCAGGUGGCGUCAAGCAGGCAAACAGGAGCCACCGCAAGCACGCGUGCUGACAGAACCAAAAUGUCAAUCAUACGUGGCCACCUGGUACCUGUUUUACCGCUGGAUCAUCUUCCUCGUGUGGGCCGGCUUCGUAAUUUGUUCGGUGUUCGAAUUCGGCAGCUAUAAACCGCUAUUCCAAUACGAGAAGUGGCCGAUUUAUCUGACCAACUGGGACAUAUUAUUGGGCUUCACGCAGGCGUUGGUCGGCGGUAUCCUCGUGUCGAAGCGAUGGCGAUUGCAGAAGAUAUCCGGUUUCGAUCCUUGCGGCCUUAAGUUGGAGUCCACCGAGCGACUGUACUGGUUCCUGUAUGUUGUCACGACUAACUUGGCAAUCGGUGUGACGAUCUGCUACUGGGUCACUGUAUACAAUCCGGAGAUCCAUCAGCUGGAUCCGCUCAACAUUAUGAUGCAUGUGUGCAAUAGCUUGCUAAUGCUGGUCGACUUUGUAGUUACCAGUAUACCAUUCCGUUUACGGAAUUUCUGGUGGUGUCUGUCGAUCGCCGUGCUUUAUGUGAUCUUCUCGGCAAUCUAUUACAUAGCCGGCGGACUCGAUAAGCACGGUUACCAUUACAUCUACAAAAUUGUCGAUUGGAAGCGACCGACGCGGACAUUACUCGUUUGUGCCGGCGGUUUCACAUUCGUCACAGUGUUGCACUGCGUCAUCUGUAUGCUAGCGGAUGUCAGGGAUCGCGUCUACCGCAAGAUUGCCGAAAAACUCGGCAAACCCGCACAGACUAAUAUGACGAACGAUAACCCGCUUCCGGAAAAACGGCCGGAAGUAGUUUAAUUAAUACAAAUUUAUAUCAAAGAUAUAUCCUCGUCUAUCCGGUAUCUUCUAACCCUGGAUAGUAGGACAGCUUAGUAUUCGGCAAGGAAAAGUUUUACUACUGAUGCUUCCUGUAGCUACGCCUUCGAGUAAAUAGAAUAUCCUCGCGAGUGAUUUUUGAGCUCAUCUAUUUUGCUCAUAGAAAAACAAUAAAAUAUUAAUAGGAUAUUAACAGGGUAUUUGACGAGUGAUAUAACCGGUUUAAAUGAUUCCUUGCGCGAUUCUGUGAACUUUAUCUUCGGCGAUAUUCCUAAGAAAUGAUAGUUAUUAUGUGAUAUCAAAUAAGAUACGAUUCCAUAAUAACAAUAUUUGUAGAAGCCGGAUUGGUAAAUGCUCGGUUAUUAUAAUCAUUGAGACUUUUCGUGUGAUUAAACUUGCUAUUUACAUAAAAAAGAUAAAGAUUCAUAUAAAAUAUAUAGAAAAUAUAUGUAUUUUCUUUCACUAAAUGUGAACGUCUCGCUAAGAAAGGCCAUUAUCAAUUAUGCAAGCAUUUUUUGUACAUUCAAAUUAUAUGUAAACAUUAUAUGAUAUUUUCAAUUUCAUAUUUAACGCCAUGUAUGACAUUAUUUGUCUCGCAUUUUUGCAAUAUUAGAAAAUAUUGUGUUAACGCAUCUUUUUAUAUUUAAUGAAAAUGAUGAAAAUCACCUCGCAUUCAGCGCUAAUUGCGCUGUUAAUCGAAUUAAUCAAAAAACAUUGUAUACAUUCAUAUUGCGCGAACGCGUUUGCUAGUAUUUUUGUUAGCACUGAUUACAUAGAUUUAGAAAUUUUAAUGAGACGAAUUAUCGUUAAAUCUAAACACAAUUGUAAAUGAAAUCAAUGAAGAAUACACAUAUAAAGAUGCAUAUACAUUCCAGAAUAAUAUUAGUAUAUCUUCAAUAUUGAUUUAGAAUGAAUAGAUUUGUGUUUUUAGAAUACAAGAAUUUGUUCAUGUGUUUCAGUCACAUAUGCAAGAGUUUGGCUGUUUAGCCAAACUUAUGGUUUAUUGCCAUAUUGUAAGAAUCAAUAAACUUAAGUUAAUUGAUUAUAUCGAUGCUUGUUUCAAACGCAAUUAUCGAUGCGUAUAUAGAUAAAUUUCACGAAUGGAACGUGAAAAGAUGAACAAUUACUCUUUAAUGUGUAUGCACGUCUAUACUUUUUGUACAUUUUAUGUUUUCUUUUCCAUUGUUACUAUUACAAAGUGUUGUAAAUUUUUAAUUGAUAUUAUUGCGUACGGUAAUUUUUAAUAUAUAGCGCUGUUUCAAAAAAGGUAUUAAACUGUAAUAAAUCUCACACGAUAUGGUGUCAUUAAAUUAUAUAUCGAAUAAUGAA
Molecule: messenger RNA, 3152 nt
Organism: Formica exsecta
Lineage: Eukaryota; Metazoa; Arthropoda; Insecta; Hymenoptera; Formicidae
Product: protein rolling stone-like
Exons: 2
Coding region: 864-1805 (313 amino acids)
Cellular component (GO): membrane
Source: RefSeq, a predicted model, not a curated record